AAGAAAAAUGUUGAAUUGAUAAACAAUUCUGUUAUUUCAAAAAAAAGUACUGGUAUUGAUAAAAAAUGAGUUAAUAAUGGUUAAACACAAUACAAUUCCAAAAUGGUCAAGGGGUUCACAAACUUUCAAGCAGCACUGUAUAUGUAAUUUCUGAACCUAAAGAAAUACAGGACAAUUAUAUAAUUUACUUUACCACGAUAUCCUUUGGCCUUUGACUUCUUCGACUUCUUCGACUUUUUGCUCCUUUUUUUUGCUUUUUUCUUGUGCUUCCUCUUUUUUUUUCGGCCAUCAGAGGAGGAAGAGCUGCUGCUGCUGGAAUCUGAGUCUGUGCUGGAGCUGCUACUUGCGUCAGUGUUUGACUCUGGUUCGGGGUCAGUGUUGUCCACUGUGUCACCUAGGAAAUGACGAAAAGCAGAAAAAAGCACUUAAAACAACUUUUAAGGGUAACUUUACCCCCAGUCUCAGCAUAACUUGUCACACUGCACAAUUUUGAAAAAUGCGUUCUGACCAAGGUUCUGACGGCUCAGUUAGGAAGGAGGUGGCUGUAAAGGACACUGGGUUAAUCUAGCUGUCACUCAGGAAGAUCUAAAUGAUAUAACUUCCUUGAAAAGCAGAGUGACAGAGAGUCUAAGGGCGCUAUCGCUACACGAUGUGAGCUCAUAUGUCACACAGAUGUGUUGUUUGAGGUGGAGGAUUUUUCUGAUUUUAAAUUGUUGGAGGGCAAUUCGGAAGUAGAUGAUGUAUCUUGAUAGUAGUGUUAUGAGACAGAGUAGCCUGAGUGAGUGAGCGAGAAUGGCAGUGUGUUGUUGUUUGAGGGAUUUCAGUGAGUGAAUGGACGAGCGAGGAGAGCGAGCGGUAGCAUGUGUCUGGGUGUGUGAAUGCAAGCGAGAGAAAGCAGCAUAAGCUAAUGCAACCAACUGUAAAGUGAGUGCAACGGGAAUAAAGUAAGCCUGUCAAGAAUCGGUGUCCUCCUCAUUCCGAACCACUGCCGGUAGAGUUAAGGGUGUUACCGUAACAGUUGUGUAAUUUUUAAAAGAGCGCAGCUGGCUGGCUUUGCAGCGUUCACCUGUAAGGCGCAGGUGUGAAUAGUGCCCACCUGAUAUGCUGAUGUCUAUCAGAUGUUGUGACGUAGAGUGACCCUCAUACAAUGGGUGAACUCCAAUAUUGUGGUUGUUGUAGUGAAGCCACAUACAUUAGUUUUUUUUCGAUCGCUAACCUGAAAAAAACCCACAUUGAGCUCCAGUUGUGGGCACAACUGGAGCUCAAUGUGCAAAAAUCUAACUACAGUCUGCACUACCAACAGUCACUGGAGCUGAACAGUUCACAUCACCUGCAAAAUAGGCUCAGAGCAGUAAACACUAUGAACCAGCCUCAUCGCGAUGACACAUGUCACUCAGAACACAUCCACACUCUCACUGCCACUCUUCUCCCUCCACCAACCUUUCUUCCUUGGUCCAUUUCCAAAAGAAAGUAUUUUUGCACUUUCCCUAUAUACUGUAUAUGUUCACUCACAAGUCUAAAACAAGACACCUUGUGUUUCAGUUGAAAUAGCAAUCCACAGUAGGGCUUUGACUUUUGCCCAAAAGUCAUAUUCGAAGUUCGUUUGUUUAUUAAUAUUAAUAUUUGAAUAUAUUCGAAUAUUUAUUAAUAGUAUUUUGACCAUUUAAUGCCUUCAGUAAGACCUGGGCUGAAUCCAAAUACUUAGUACAUACUAUUUCUGUUCAGUGUCUACUGAACAGAAGCGUUCUACGCAUAGCUGAAGACCAUACUACACUGUCAAGUGUAGUACGGUCUACAGCUAUGUGUAGAACGCUUCUGAAAGCUUCCGAACACCGCCGAAACUCCACCGGAUGUUUGGAGAUGACGUAUCUCCCCUCAGAUGCCGGCAAAACUACCUUGAUAAGUUACCUGUUUUCCGUCUUGUCAUCGUUGCUAUAAAAUUAAAAAUGUCUCUUUUUACUUGAUGACUUACUUUACUUUUUUACUCUUUUUAAUGACUAUUUUUUCGCCGCUUUCUACGACGUCUUUCUAAGCCGCUGUUGGUAGUGUCGGGUCAGCCAUCACUUCUUCGUUCGUUACCAGACUCCGGUUGCAUUGUGGGAUAGCGUAGUGACCUACCGUUGUAUACUGUGGCGGUAGUACCAAUGGGUAGUACGCAUUCUUUAACGUUUUCUGUACUACACAAUGCGUACUGAGCAUUCGGACGCGCUAUAUUUGUGGCGUACUACAAAAUGCAUACUAUAAGUAUGAGUAUUCGGAUUCAGCCCUGGAUUGGGUUUUGCAAGGUUUGUUUACUGGCGUUGCUAUGGUUACCGGUCUUGUGUGUUCCAACGGUUUAUUGGGUUUCUGAUAAAUCGCUGUCUAAUCAAUACUUCAUUCACUGCCUCUUCCGUGGUCAUUACAAUAUUAUGAAUAGACUGCGUCGGGUUCUCCGACGUCUCUCCUCUUGGCCUGCCGAUAACAGGUUCGAAUAUUAAGGGCUGCCUAAUAUUCGUUGAUUUAUUUUUUGAUAUUCGAAUUACCGGUAUAUUCGAAUUACGAAGUUCGAAGUCAAAGCCCUAAUCCACAGUGUUUAAAAUGCACCAGGAUGAAGUCCAUUCUGUUUUGAAUGUGUGGUUUACAGUUGUGACAGCAGUGUGUUAGCAUUUGAUCAAAGUGCUGAAAAUCCACAGUGUUGUGCAGGUUGUGAUAUAAGCCAUGAGAUAAGUGUGUAGAGUUCUGAAAAUUGUGUUUAAGCAAUGAAAAAUUAGCUAGUGGUUGGUCCACAGGAACUGCAUGCUGAGUUUUGCACGUGUCGCUCCAGUUGUGCCCACUGUGGUUAAGCGAUCAUAAAAAACUGUAUUUAAGUCCUCAGGUAAUACUAUACUCUAGCUUUACAAACCUUGCUCUGCUGAAGGCCUUUGCUCAAGCUGCUGCUUCAGUAAAGCAUUCUCCUCCUCCAGCAACUCGAUCCGGGUCUGCAGCUCUUCUGACCGCUUCUUCCAUUGGACUUUGCCUAGUUGAAAAAUAAUAUUUUCCAUAUUAACAACUGCAACAUAUGACAUGAUAGAUAACAAAUUCAUGUUAGUAGAGUAUAUGAGGCAAACUUGUAGGAAAAGUAAAAUGUUGAUCUAUAAAACAUACUACUGAAGUCUCGACUGGACACACUGACAAGCAUAGAAGAAAUUCAAAUCUCCGCAUGAAGCACAUGAAUCUGCACCUGCCACUGUCAGGCAACUCGGAGUCCAACAAAAAUAAUCCCACACAAGGAUCAAUUCUUCCCCACCAUAAUAUGUGUUAAGGUGUGUUUUUCUGCACAAUCCUCCUCUCUCUGGAUGUGUUUUACAUAGCGUGGUUCCAGAGUACGCCUGUUUUAGGCACCUGAAUACUGUGGAUAUUGUCUUUAAUAAUCGUGAUUACACUGUCAAUCAAAAUAAUCGUGAUUAUGAUUAUGAUUUUUGCCAUAAUACACAUGCUGAUAUGUUCAGCGAUCAGAUGGAGAGGAGCGUCUCCCGUAGCCUACAGUGCCAACAGGUUCACGCUGCGCUUUGCAUGAAGUGUGUGUGUUUUUAUUUUUCUUCCAAACGGGACCGUCAAUACUGUCCCAGUGUCAGUUUGGAGCUGAACUGCGCCGAACUGACACCCAGCUGAUACACAGCUAAAUCAGCUGUGUUUCAGCUUGAGCCUAUUCUUCUCGCGAGCCGCGCGUCCAGCAGCAAAAAUACAGUAGGCUAUACAUUAUGUUUCACAUCGUAGGCUACAAACCACAUAACGUGGCAUUGACAUAGGGCUACAUAUUAUAAACAUAUGAAACAACAAUAAUUAGAUGUUUUUCUUCUUUAUUUAUAGGCUAGAUGUAGGCAUUUUUAUUAUUUUUAACCCCAUAUUAUAUCAAUGAUAUAUUUCGCAGUUUUUAUUUCGAUCUUCCUGCUUCUCUCCACCCCAGAAUGUCUGUCCAAUGAAUGAAUGACCUCAGAUCACGUGUGGUUUUGCUUCGUAAUGCUGGUUCACUUGCAAAAGGGGCAGUAUGAAAGUGGACCACACCAAACAAAAAAAAUCUAAAUUCUAUUUGGUCUGGACCAAAGCAAGUGAACCAACGGACUUUCCAUGUGUGAAUACACCUUAAGUCACACCACUAAAUGCAUGAGUAAUACCAUCUGAUGACACUAAAAUGCGCCUUGAUAGGCGCUCAUAGGCGCACAGGUCACACGAGACAAAAACCUGCAAAAAUUAUGUAGAUAAAUAUCACUGGUAAGGGCUUCUGUUUUUGGUGAAAUACAGUUGCUUAUUUGCAGCUGAAUUAUUACUUUGAAAAGUAGUCUAGCCACCGUCUCGCAAUUAAACGCUUGUGGUGGCGUUAAUAAAAAGUCCCACAAUUUUAUGGUUCAUGGUCUAAAGCUAAUUAUGAGCCUUUGGUUGAUAUCCAGACAAUCCUCUAUUAUUCAGUUGGCAAUGACCACCCGCAACACUGCUACAUGCGCCAAAGUAUGUGAAUAUCGAGACGGGAAGAAAAGUCUACGAUGUCGCCAAGCAGCUAUUAACGUCGUCACCCCCCAGCUAAGCAAAGCUAACGUUACUAGCUCUUGCCGAGCCCGGCCAGAAACGGUUUGAGUAUUACAAUAACUUUACAAAUGUGUCAACCCAACUUACCAGCAGUAGGCAUAUCGGAGCUUUCUCCUUCAUUCCCCCGCUGUCCUUUUGCCCGGGUAGAGCGCUCAGCAGGCCUUUCCACCAUAGGCAGAUUCAUAUUUCCAGGCGUGGCAGAUCUUAACUGGUGAAAAAUCAUAUGCUGGUACUGAAACAAGAGAUAGGCCAAACAUAAGUGGUUCACACAUACAAGUAAUGGCGCCUGCUUUCGAAAUAAAACAAUAACUGUUGAGAGAGGGUUGAUACUUACCAUAGCGACAAGAUCCAAUUUAUUUUGCGCGGACUAAUAGCUUCUUUCAACGGCACCGAGUUGGCGGUGCGGCUUAGCCAAUCGGACGGUAGAAGCGCUUGAUUAUUAUGAUUGAGUCAGGCAUCAACCAGGGAAUCAGCCCAACCUUUGCGGUGGGAGGUGUUUCGAUGUAAAAAUCAAGCGUACCUCCACAUAUUGAACUAAUAACAGAAAAGUGCGCCAGAUUUUCAAAUCAGGGCCAGUAACAUCAGUUAUUUCCUCUGACCACCGGUGCUAUGGCUUCGCUUGUGGGAACACUUUUGAGAAAAGUGAAUGUCAAGGAGUCAAAAAAAACAUCAUUCAAGUUGAUAACAUGGUUGCAAAAGAAAAGGUUGCUGCAAAGAAAAGUGAAAUGCAAAAACUGCAGACACAAAAUGAAGAUGGUCUACUACACACAGUCCACAGAUCUCCACAUCUGGGAGUGCCGUCGUAAAAGAUGUGGACGUUUGAGGAGAAGUGUAAGGACCAAGUCUCUUUUCUCAAACUCACACUGUAGUCUCUUCACAUGGAUGAAGUACAUUCACAGAUUUGCACAGGGUUUGCAGCUACGGCAGGUAGACAUGCUUCAGGAUGGCAUCACUAAAAGCACUGCUACACUCUCAAUGAUGUCUAAAAAACUGCGAAGAAUUUGCCUAAAAAGCCUUAAAAGGCACAGGAAAGAAAAAGGCCAGAAAAUCGGUGGAGUCAACGCUAUCGUCCACAUUGACGAGAGCAAGUUCUGCCAUAAGCGCAAGUACGGAAGAGGGCGCUUCGGGAACAGCUGGAGGAGAAAAAGGACAUGGGUCUUUGGAAUGCUCCAAAUCAAACGGUCUGACAGGCGUCCUAUUCUUCGCCUCGUGCAGAGACGAAAUAAGGAGACCCUUGUUCCUAUCAUCAAAAAGCAUGUGAAGCAUCACAGUCUCGUCGUAAGUGAUGAGUGGAGAGCGUAUGCCGGUCUCGCCACAGAGGGCUACAGGCAUGUCAGGGUGAACCACAGCCAACAUUAUGUUGACCCUCAGACAGGACUCCAUACUCAGAACCUCGAGAGAGCGUGGCAGACCUAUAAAAAGGAAAUUUGGAGAAUGCGGGGGAAUCGGUCGGAGAAGGCCUUGAAAGAGCAGCUCUGCUUUAUUGAGUGGACCUACUGGUUAGCGAGGAAAAAUUCAGAAGGUGUCCUUGGCAGGCUUGUCAAGGACAUAAGGCGCUCCUAUCAGAAAUAGGAAGCAGAGCUUGGCAUUUAUCAAAAUAAGCUGAAAUGGACAGAGGAGAAAGGGGAGUGUUUUAAUUUAUUUUUAAAAGAAAAGUUUUUGUUGUAUAUGUUCAAACGGUUUAUAGUAUUCUUGGUUCUUUUGACUCUUCAAACUCUUCCUUUGUAAAAAGAGUUCUGUUAAAGAUUAGUUUUUUUUUAAUAAUAAAGUUGUUUAUUUCACUUUGCGGUCAUCCAGUGUUACUGAUCAGUUGAGCAAAACUUGUCUCUAUUUUGUACAGUUACUAGUUUGUAGUUUGUCUACUGUUCUCAUCUGUUUUCACUUUAAUUUGACAGUCCUAAGACCUCUC
Molecule: messenger RNA, 6451 nt
Organism: Gadus chalcogrammus (walleye pollock)
Lineage: Eukaryota; Metazoa; Chordata; Actinopteri; Gadiformes; Gadidae
Exons: 4
Coding region: 5152-6114 (320 amino acids)
Source: RefSeq, a predicted model, not a curated record